CCACUUGGAUGGAUGGAUAGAUGGGCCAUUGAUCCAAUGAUCCAAUUGCCCAAUCACAGCUCCUUGGUUUGCGCACCCAGGGCGUGAAAGAGGAGAGCCGUGGACGACCCUCGUAUCGGAGGACUAGGGUAGUACCGCCUCCCCAACAGAUUCGCCGCCAACGCUGAGUACCGAUUUUCAACGCGGCCGAAGGGUCUUCCGACGUAGUGGAGAGGCUCGUGCGUAAAGAUGUUAUCUUCCGCCGACUCCAAACGACUGCUGAUCAACCCGCAGGCAGCAGCCAUCGCCGAACAAGAGGAGUGCGAGGCUCGAGCAUUCAACGCUGGAAUCGAGCAGCUGAAAAGGCAAGCAACGCACGGUCGAGGGGAUCAUCCCCAUGACGACGAGGCUUCCUCUCACUCUUCCCAUUCAUCCCAUUCGUCUUACGCCGCACGGCACGGUAUGGCGGGUGUACGACCGCCGGCUCCCAUUCUCCCUCCCUUGUUCCAGGUCAUCAGCACGCUCGCCUUCCUCUUUGCCAUACAAGCUCUUGGCUUGUAUUUCUUCACAAAAGGGUUCCUCCUCACCCGCAUAGAAUUGGACGGUGUCAGCACCUGCCCUCCCACUCCCUCCUUCGAAACUGGCGCCGACGAGAGCAUCGAGUGCACGCUCCCACCGCGCUAUGGCCGCUCUCUCAUCUUUGUCGUCGAUGCGCUCAGGUAUGACUUCAUCGCUCCUGGGCCUGGCACGGCGGAGGAAGGUAGUGCAAGCUGGCCAUACGACCCGCAGGUGCACGCUGUCGUCACAACAGUCGACACACUUUUACACAACGAGCCGCGCAAUGCGCUCGUCGCGCACUUUGUCGCCGAUCCGCCGACUACGACGCUGCAGCGCCUCAAGGCACUCAUGACCGGCGUUUUGCCGACCUUCAUCGACGCCGGUGCUAAUUUCGGUGCCACAGAGAUUGCAGAGGACAACCUACUUGCGCAACACCGGCGUAAGCUUCUCACCUCCACCGUCACCGCCAGCUCUCCGAAUGCUACGGUGACGCAUGUGGGCAUGGGAUUUAUGGGCGACGACACGUGGAUGAGUGUCUUUCCAAGCGCUUUCGACUCUGGAUGGACAUGGCCAUACGACUCGUUCAAUGUCGAGGAUCUCGAUACAGUCGAUGCAGGCGUAAAGGCACAUCUGCAGCACUUCCUCCAAGCACCCAACGCGACGAUGAAAGACUGGCGCCUCCUCGUUGCUCACAACCUCGGUCUCGACCACGCUGGACACCGGUAUGGCCCCUCACAUCCGGAGUUGACACGCAAGUUGACCGAACUAAACGACCAGCUCGCAUUCAUCCUGGAGCAUCUUCCCGACGAUGCUCUCUUCAUCCUCAUGGGCGACCAUGGUAUGGAUGCGCAUGGUGACCACGGUGGUGAUGGCGAGCUCGAAACGGGUGCGGCCCUGCUGAUCUAUUCCAAGAAAGCUUGGCAAGCAGCGGAUGAAGGUGAUGCGACGACACGCUUCCUACAAAGGAGACGGGCCAAUCUUGUAACCCGUCAUAGCGAGUAUGCGCAAGAGCUAGAUUCCGAGCCCCUGUACCGGCCCUUCCGACCGUUGGCACCGCCAAGCAACGCAACAACCUCCUCAGUCCGGCCUUCGCCGCCGCUACACCGUUCCAUCCCGCAGAUUGACUUUGUCCCCUCGUUCGCACUGCUGCACGGACUCCCAAUUCCGUUUAACUCGCUCGGGACGGUCAUUCCCGAGCUAUUCCCUGGAGACCUGUUUCUCCGAGCUCUGCGCGCCAAUGCGCAUCAGAUUAAGCGCUAUCUUGUGCAGUACGAGUCGAAGAGCCCAGAUUUUAAGCGGUUUCGCGAGGAGCUACACGAAGCAUGGUCCAAAGCGGUCGCGACCGAUAAGCAAAGGAGCGCUGGCGCCGACGACGGCCUUACAAGGGAAGCUCACGAAGACGCGGCUAUCGAUGCAUACUAUGCGUUCAACCGCCUCGCUCUUGCGCGGGCAAAACAAGUCUGGGCACGCUUCGACUUUGCUUUCAUGGGUGCUGGCUUGCUCCUCCUCGCUACUUCGAUCGUUGCCGCCCUGCGCUUGCAAAGCGCUCUUGCUGUCGUUGUUUGGGAGGAUGCGUCUGGCUAUGUAGCUCACCCCGCUGUCACCACUGCGCAAUCACCUGCAACAGCGCUUGAAAGGGUAGGGAUGCGCGUUAGGCGAGCAGCCAUUGUUGGUCUCAGAGCUGGCACGCCUAUUGGCAUAGCGCUCGCUGCUGGUCUUUGGGCGGCCCAACGCCAAGGCGCGGUCCAGGUAGACCUCAAUAUUUACGGUGCACCCCUCGUCCUCGCGUCCAUCGCGCUGACGGCAACCGCCGCGUCCAUACUAUCCAGCAGUGCCACCGCGAUCAAGUCCUCCUGCGUGCCGAGCUUUUCGACCGCGAUCACCAUCCUUCUGAUUAUGCUUCACGCCGCAUCCAUAGGAUCAAACAGCUUCCUCGUCUGGGAAGACCGAGCGACUGGGUGGCUCUUGCAAACUGUCCUGUUGCUGCGUGGUGUACGAGCUAUGCGAGCACCAACGACAGUUGCACGCGCCAAGAUGGGUGUCCUGGUUGCGAUCGCGAUGAUCGCCACCCGAGCGAUGAUCAGCAUCCGCGUUUGUCGCGAAGAGCAGGCGCCGAAUUGCGAGACUACUUUCUACGCGCAGAGGCUGACUUCCACCUCAGCGGGUGACAGUCCAUCACCCGCCGGUCUCGGUGGCAACGCCGCCGAGGGCAGCACAACGGUCAAUAGUUUACUCAGUAGCGUGCUAGCGUACGCCAGCGCUUAUUUGCUGCCACACGCCGCGCAACUGCUACUCACCGUCGUCCAGUCAAACACCAAGCUCAUGAAGCUGUUCUUCUCCUGGAUCAUCCGACCGAGCUUGAUGAUGGGUAGCGGAUACUGGAUGCUUGACACACUUUUGACGCAGGAGUGGGUCCACAGCAACGAUAAACGCGUCAUCGGGCUUGCAACAUGGGGCAAGCUGGCGCUUGCGAGGUCCACUCUGUGCUUCCUUCUUUCCUGCAUUAUCAUUAUCUGGCCGUCUAGUCCCCUUCCUCUGGAGCUGAAAGUGGAAGACGCAAACGGCGCGCAGACGCAGGGCCCAUCGCCUGCUCCACCGGUACAACAACAUGUCAACUCUGGCCCAAAGCAGCGAGCCACAAUCGUCGGUCUACGGAACGUGAUGGGCUCGUCCUACCUGAUCCUCUUCUUUUUCAUCUUCGGAUUACAAUACCUGGUCGCGCAGCCUAUGGGUCAAGUUGCAGCGAGCCUGUCGCUACUCGCGCUGCUCUGUCUUGUUGACAUAGGAGCCAGCGAAGCGAUACUAUCGCAUACACCUCAAUCUCUCACCCCAAGUGAUGCCGUAGCAGGAGCGGCAGCACGACAAGAUGCCCCGCCUUCUCCUGCUGGUCCUUUGCAAAUCCUCAGCCUGGCGCUUCUGGGACACUUGACCUUCUUCAGCACAGGCCAUCAAGCAGUCCUGCCAUCGAUACAGUGGCGAACCGCGUUCGUCGGAUACCGACAAGUUACACAGCCAUUCUCGGGCAUGCUCGUCGCUCUCAACUCGUUUGGACCGCUCACCAUCCUACCAGGCCUGUCCAUACCGCUAGUCGUCAUGUGGCAGCAGGCUCCGCGACCUCGAGGCGCCAGUGCUGCCCCGAUGCCGACGAUGAAUUACUUGCUACGCGCAGGGCUGCUCCUCCUUGUCUGGCAAUCCUGCAUGACGCUCGCUAGCUGUGUAUUUGCCGCCGGCUUUCGACGUCAUCUGAUGCUCUUCAAGAUCUGGGCCCCGCGAUUCAUGCUCGCUGGCGUAAGCCUUGUUGGCGUUCACAUUAUGCUCAUCCUAGGCAUCUUGGCAGCCGGGAUCAUAAUGAGCAAAACAGCGCAGACGCUCGGCACAGACUUUGCUUGUGUGCAGGAGCCACAAGCAAAGUCAACCCCUGCAGAAGCUAAUUGACAUGGAGUCCUGUAUAUAUCCGGCAUAAAGGACUUAAGACUAUGUAAGCUGACUACAGGUAGCUCGCCCAUCCGAUGUCUAUUGCAAGGAAGCACACCGUCGUGAGUCUUGGGUCCAUUCCGGGCGUGAUUCGAAAGACUCACACAUCAAGGCAAGGUUGUGAGAGGACGUCGCGUCUCUGAUAAGCGCAUCCACAAGGUUCGGCGUGGAGAGGGACACUUCGCCUGACGUGCUGUGCGACAGCUUCUUGUAACCUUCCAAUUUGCGGCGAACUGUGUGAAGUGCAUGGCGAGCCUCUAGCGUUCGCG
This is a messenger RNA of Tilletiaria anomala UBC 951, 4280 nucleotides long. RefSeq lists its product as uncharacterized. The record is from RefSeq and is a predicted model, not a curated record. The coding region runs from base 229 to 3972 and encodes 1247 amino acids. The transcript is spliced from 2 exons. NCBI's taxonomy places the organism in Eukaryota, Fungi, Basidiomycota, Exobasidiomycetes, Georgefischeriales, Tilletiariaceae. Gene Ontology annotation, cellular component: endoplasmic reticulum membrane. Gene Ontology annotation, biological process: GPI anchor biosynthetic process. Gene Ontology annotation, molecular function: mannose-ethanolamine phosphotransferase activity.